AUUAAAUUUCUCGGUGUCGCAGAAUUACAUUGCAAGAGUGUAUUCUCUACAUAUUACACUGGCUUGUCCGGGCCUAUUUCACCCUCCAAUCAAACUUUGCUGACACCUUCUAGAAGACGCCGGGUAGCAACAAAGCCCUAAUAAAAUAUCCCGUUAGAGAGCUAUUCUCGAGUCAGCACAGUAUUGCGUAUUAGAUACGGACACUUUUGUGGCCAUGCCAUCCUCCGUGCGAUCCAAUGACCGUGACCAAACAAUGGCCGACGACGCGCCGUUGAAUGACACGGAAAUGCAGGAGCAAAACCCGGAUGAACUAGAGGAAGAGAUUCACGCGGCGGAGUUUGAGAAACAGAGAAUCACAGUUUUGCCAGGCGCUUCCGAGACGGCGGCAUCGUUCCAGUUCGAAGGAGAGGAUCAUACACUAGGAAACGCGCUGAGAUAUAUUAUAAUGAAGAAUCCCGACGUUGAAUUUUGUGGCUACACCAUGCCCCAUCCUUCAGAGACAAAGAUGAACCUUCGCAUCCAAACCUAUGCCUCGACGAAUGUAUUUGAAGUGCUUGACAAAGGAUUGAGUGACCUCAUUGACCUUUGCGAUGUUGUAACAGAGACUUUCACAACUGCAAGAGAUGAUUUUGAAACGAAUAAAAUGCAAUAAUGAUUUAAUCUCGGUGUUUAUUUGAUGAUAUUUCAUAGAUAAAUCCGCGGGUUGGUUCUAAAAAGAAUCUUGUCAGGUAUUUGGAUUGGGCGAACCGGCGUUAUAUCAUAGUGUUAAGACGUUCCUGCUGGGGUGGUACAGGGUAUCUCAGAUGGAACUUCGUUGAUAGAUUGCAACGGAUCGGGGCAGAUGGAGACCUUUGAACCG
Molecule: messenger RNA, 859 nt
Organism: Coccidioides immitis RS
Lineage: Eukaryota; Fungi; Ascomycota; Eurotiomycetes; Onygenales; Onygenaceae
Product: DNA-directed RNA polymerase I and III polypeptide
Exons: 4
Coding region: 215-652 (145 amino acids)
Biological process (GO): DNA-templated transcription
Cellular component (GO): RNA polymerase I complex; RNA polymerase III complex
Molecular function (GO): protein dimerization activity; DNA binding; DNA-directed RNA polymerase activity
Source: RefSeq, a predicted model, not a curated record